This is a messenger RNA of Nestor notabilis (Kea), 602 nucleotides long. RefSeq names its product Kv channel interacting protein 4 (gene KCNIP4). The annotation marks the transcript as partial. The transcript has 7 exons. Gene Ontology annotation, biological process: regulation of potassium ion transmembrane transport. Gene Ontology annotation, molecular function: calcium ion binding; potassium channel regulator activity. NCBI's taxonomy places the organism in Eukaryota, Metazoa, Chordata, Aves, Psittaciformes, Psittacidae. Gene Ontology annotation, cellular component: voltage-gated potassium channel complex. The record is from RefSeq and is a predicted model, not a curated record.
GUUUGGAGUUGUUUAUAAGACCAUGUGCUGGAGGUGUAAUGUCCCAGCAAACCUUCAAAGAGAUUUACUCUCAGUUCUUUCCACAGGGAGAUUCCACAACUUAUGCACAUUUUCUGUUUAAUGCAUUUGACACUGAUCACAAUGGGUCUGUAAGUUUUGAGGAUUUUGUUAUGGGUCUCUCAAUUUUACUUCGAGGGACAGUACAGGAGAAACUGAAGUGGGCUUUCAAUUUGUAUGAUAUAAAUAAGGAUGGAUAUAUAACUAAAGAGGAAAUGCUUGAUAUCAUGAAAGCAAUAUAUGAUAUGAUGGGAAAAUGCACCUAUCCUAUUCUCAAGGAGGAUGCACCUAGACAACACGUGGAAACGUUUUUCCAGAAAAUGGACAAAAACAAAGAUGGAGUAGUUACCAUAGAUGAAUUCAUCGAGAGCUGCCAGAAAGAUGAGAACAUAAUGCGAUCCAUGCAGCUCUUUGAAAAUGUGAUUUAAUGAAGACCUAGGUCUACAACUAAUAGACAAAUAUAAGCUAUUCUGCAAAAUUAUCUAAAAGAUGGAUUUCCCACUUUAUCAUAAAUAAAAUUACUCAGCUUUACACUGAGACAUGUA